Messenger RNA from Cydia strobilella, 5528 nucleotides. Its product is annotated as TOM1-like protein 2. The transcript is spliced from 13 exons. The record is from RefSeq and is a predicted model, not a curated record. The coding region runs from base 74 to 1567 and encodes 497 amino acids. Gene Ontology annotation, cellular component: membrane; endosome. Gene Ontology annotation, biological process: signal transduction. Lineage: Eukaryota; Metazoa; Arthropoda; Insecta; Lepidoptera; Tortricidae. Gene Ontology annotation, molecular function: ubiquitin binding; clathrin binding; phosphatidylinositol binding.
CAUUUCUGCGUUUUGCAGUGACAAGUGAAAUCGGUGAAACCUUUUUUGAUAAAUAUUCAAGAAAUCCUUUAAAAUGUCCUUUUUUGGUGUAGGAAAUCCGUUUUCUACGCCGGUAGGCCAGAAGAUAGAACAAGCUACUGAUGGCUCUCUUCCAUCAGAAAACUGGGCACUUAACAUGGAAAUAUGUGAUAUCAUUAACAGUACUGCAGACGGGCCUAAGGAUGCUGUAAAGGCUAUUCGGAAAAGACUGACGCAGAGUGCGGGGAAAAACUACACUGUGGUGAUGUACACCCUGACGGUUCUUGAGACUUGCGUGAAGAAUUGUGGUAAAUCCUUGCAUGUGUUGGUGUGCAAUAAGGAGUUUAUCUCAGAAUUGGUAAAACUGAUCGGGCCCAAGAAUGAUCCACCGACCGUGGUCCAAGAAAAAGUGCUGAGCCUCAUCCAAUGCUGGGCUGACGCAUUCUCGAGCCAGCCUGAACUGCAGGGUGUUGGCCAAAUCUACAAUGAGCUGCGUACAAAAGGAGUGGAGUUCCCUAUGACCGAUCUGGAUGCUAUGGCGCCUAUAUUCACACCACAAAGGAGCGUGCCGGACGGAGACGCGCCAGUAGGCUCGCCCGCUCGCGGUCCACCACAGCUGUCACCUAGCCACGUGCCCACCGAAAUCCCACCUAGCACUGUAACACUAUCAGACAGCCAAACGGCCAAGCUUCGCGGUGACCUGGCCGUCGUAGAAGGCAAUAUGGCGGUCAUGUCCGACAUGUUAAACGAGCUGACCGCACAACCACCCGCCGCCACCCACCAGAGCGACAUUGAUUUGCUUAAUGAACUAGCAGACACAUUCCGCGCAAUGCAAACCCGCGUCGCCGAACUAGUCGCGCGGCUUAGCGAAUCGCCUCUAACUGGCGCCCUACUGCACGCCAACGACAAGCUCAACAAUCUACUGUUAUACCACGCUCGCCUUCUCAAUAAUAGAAAUGCAGCCACCGGCGGUGCUACUCCUUCCGCCAUCCUGGGGGCGGCUAUGGGCGUGCCUUCUGCUGAUACUCCAAAGAAAAGCGAUGAUGAUGCGCUUAUCGACCUGAGUGACGAUGUACCUGAUAUUACCAAGCUAACCGUAAAAGACGCGCAACCCGAUAAGUCUCCCGCCAGUUCGAAGGACGAAUUCGACAUGUUCGCACAAUCCCGCAACGUGAGCUAUGACAACAACAGGACUGGAAUCAGUUACGUCGCGAACCUGGAGGAACAGACGUCGGGCGGACUCGCCUCCGCCGCCAACCAGCGCGCCACGCAAGGACAGCCUGCGCCCACUGAAAUGGACCAAAGAGAGAUUGAUGAAAUCGCUGCUUGGCUCGCCCAAGAAAAGGCGGCAUCAGAAGCCAACGGCACCACCGAGAGCGUCACCAGCAGCGACUUCGACAAGUUCCUCGCGUCCCGCGCCGCCGCCGCUGACGCCCUCCCCCCCUCCACCAACCCCCCCACCACCACCACCAACUCCCCCUCUACCACCAGCACCCCCCGCCACCGCCAGAUCACCAAGGACGACCAGGACUCCAUGUUCGCGCUCUGAUGCCCCCAGGUACGUUAGGAGACAGGGCUGAACAUGGUACGGGGUUACAAACACAACAACACGAGAAAAAUAUAUGACCAUGGAAAAUGCACUAGUAUGUUAUAAAACUUAAAAGUAGGCAAUAUUAUUGCCUGAAGCAGCACUCGUAUGCAAAAUAUGAUGUUAUUUGAUAUCUCGCCCCAAAACUUGUACCAUGUAAAUUGGCCUUAAGUUACAUCGGUUAUUUUAGGACGUUAAGGUUUAAGUGCGGUCAACGAGUAUAUCGUUCGUUAACCCGUCGCUACAGUGUUACCAAAGCUGCCAACACGAGUACAUAAAAAAAAUAUAUAUUUAUGUGCGCGCGCAUAGAAAUGAGCUUUUUGAAUUUGCGACAAAGUUUUUUUUAAUGCCACAUCGGUGGCAAACAUGAAACAAGCAAGUUACUGUUAGUUUCUGCUUUUUGACCGAAACUUAUGAUGACAUCAAUUUACGGUUUUGUAACGACCCCCAGCCGGCCGUUUGAUGCACCUACAUACAAAUGCCCACAUCGGCAGGUAUGCUUUUUUUAGUACCAUGGUGACAUAUAGCAACAAUCCCUAUACACACUAGUCAAGAGGAUAUAGUAUCGGGUCAAUGAUCGAAAUUCCUCACGAUUGAUGACCGCACUUUACACCAAAAUUUGGCGUCAAAAAAUACAUCGUUGCAACUUAGUGGUAGUACGACGUUGAAAACCGAGUAUUAAAUAGGUGUUAGACGUUUGUUGUUUUUGGCGUUGGCUCUUGAUUUGUAUGAUUCGCAAUGGACGGAAUGCAUCAACGAUUUCUUAAAGCGUGAAUACAUUUGAAAUAUCUUAUUCAUGACUUGUGUUUGCUUAUUCUUUUUUUUUUUCAGUAUCAAAUACUUACUAUUUUUAAGGUGAGACAACUUUAACACAUUAACUGCCAGCAACCCGCUAGGCGGGUUCUCCGUUCGUAGGCGUUUUUCGGAAAAAUGCGUAACUUGCUACAACUGUAGCGCGUAGUGAAUGCGUUAAAGUUGAUCAUUUAACCACUGUGUCUACAAGAAUCUUCUCCUAAUGUAUAAUUACUUUAAAUUUCAUUCUUACUUAUUAUUUAUACAUUUAUGCAUUCCGUUGUGAAUCAGACUUUAAAAAAAAGUUGUUUAAGGUGCUAAGAGUUAAUUCCAAAAAAGGUUUGCCUCUGAGUUCACAACAGAACAAAACUUCUGCGAACGUGUUUUAAUCGGUCGAAUCACAUCCUACUAUCGAUCAAUGGUUAAAUUAAUAAUAUCAGAAUUAUCCCUGUUAUCCCAAAAAGCACCUUAGACAUGUUGCCUCCUGCAGAACAGAAGCCAAUAGUAUAUUAAACAGUAAUAUAAAACACGUGGGUUUGCAAUUUUAUUUCAUAUGUAACGAUGUGUGUUACUAUAGGUCACGUAUUUGCCGUUUGGUGCCUGGCUUUUAAAAUAGUUUUAAUUGUAUAAGCUGACUAAUACACUUCAUCGAUAUUUGAAAUUAGUUUCGCACUUCAUUCUAUACAAGUUGCUUCAAUAUUUUGAUGCACUUGAGUUUAACUGAUAAUAUAACUUCAUAGAGUGACCAUGUUACUUAUGUAUUAAAUUAGGGUAAGUUUACAUAAGUAGUGUUCGUCAGAUAUUAUUUGCAUCCAUUUGUGUAACGCCUAAUUAUAACAUAAAAUUGUAAUGAAUACCUGUUGAUUCAUUUCAAUUAUGAGCUACUGAAUAUAAGGUUACAGGCUGAUAAAAGUGUAUAUGAAAUAAAAAUAAAUUGUUAUAGUCAAGGUCAUAGGUACAAGUUGAUUCACGAAAGCUGGCACGAAUGAAAUGAACAUAACUUUAAUUGUAUGAGUGAUACCCCUGUAUACAGUCAGAGCCGCCAUUUUAUUGGUUAAUGGUAUUCACACAUAUAUUUUCAUUCACUCAUUCAUUCCAUACGUGCCAGCACUUGUGAAUCGACCUGUAUAUUUGUGGGUGCAGAUAAUAUUUCUUGAACUAUGUUUCGUUUGAUAUACUAUAUGUUCGCAAGCUGGGGGGCGAUUUUUGAAUUUCGAUCGCUCGAUUUCGUCACUCUAAAAUCGGUGGAAAACGGCGAAAUGAUAAUUUUUGAAAUACGAGCGAUAGAAAAUGGGAAUCGAGUGGUAUUGGCCACUCGUUUUUAAUUCUAUUAGUAGACUUAAAUGCCUAGUAGUGGAGAUUAUUAUUGAACGAAAUACACGAAAUCGAGCGGUCGAAAUUCAAAAAUCGGCUCCCUGGAGUAUCACAGCCUCUUAAACCGUAAUUCUAAAUUACGCUGCGAACUAUACACACGCAUGUGAUAAAUAACAUCCUAGUAUUUUUUUACAUUGAUUUUGUAAACGGGCCUCUCAACUUUUUCUUGUUAUUGUACGUUUUCGGUUGUGAACCGCAGUAACGGUGUUUAUUAGAGAAACUUUUAUACUACCAUACCGAUAAAUAACCCAUAUUCGUAUUUAAACUGUCGUGAGUCAUACUAACAUUAAACUGAUUUUACGGUUUAACUCGCGUAUUUUUAGUCAUUCGCGCGACAUGUUUCGGAGAUCAUCCAGUCUCCAUUUUCACUAACAGCAGUAACAGUGCAUGAGUAGUGCUCACGAUAGCUGCGCGCCGCGUACUGUUGCUCGCCGCGACUAAAAAAUAUGUUCGACGGAUUAGGACCUAACAAAAUCAACUCAGAAGAUAUGUGCCAUUUUCAAAGAGUACUUAUUGUCGGUGGUCAAUAAAGCGCUAUUUCAAUAUAGCUUCAAUUUGAAAUCAACCUUAUUGACCAGCGACAAUGUGAUACCUUUUAGUUAAAAAUGGCACAUAUAAAAACAACCUACAAGAAAAAGUUGAGUGCCUCAAAUAUAUAAAAAACGAAAUCAUGAUAAAAUAUAUUUUUAUUUGUUGUAAUUCUUUAACAGACUGCAUUUGAAAGUUUUUGUUGAUUAUUGAAGAUUUAAGUUAUUUAAUGUUUUGGUAAUUGUUAUAAGUCUCGAAAAUGGAUUUAGAAUGGAGUACCGCCUAAGGAUUUUUCAUUGGUGCCCAUUAUCGAAGAGUUAUUGAUUGUAAUAGAGCUAAACUAAAAAAGAAAUAUGCUCCUUAGUUUGACAGCCGAACCAGAUGGCGCUGUACUACGGCAUGUUUUGUGGUUGCUAAUUAAUCUUACGUCAACUUUUGACAGCCAGAAUUACUGUAUACCUAAUGUAUGUACAGGUUGAUUCACGAGCGCUAGCACGAAUGUAUUGACCGAAACUUUCAUUCUAUGAGUAACACCUGUAUCGGUAAUCGGUAAACAGUCAGAGCUACCAUUUUAUUGGUUAACGUGAUACACACACACAUAUAGACAUAUUCAUUCCAUUCGUGCUCCAAGCUCUUGUCAAUCAGCGCCAUUUUCAUCACCUGUAAAAUUCGAGCCACGAACACAUCUUACAAAAAUAACGGAUCUUGCUAUUAUAUAGGUAUGAGAACGAUCGGGCCAUAUUGACUAUUUGUAAUGAAUUAGUUACCUUAAUGUUGUACCAAAGUAGCUUCUGCUAAUGUUGUAAGUAUAACACAAACAUUCCAUACUUGUCUGAAUUCGAUAUGCGGCAUUUGAUGUGAUAUAUAGAGAUGAACAAACCUUUUGUGCUCGUAUAACAAGCCUUUCCUAAUCUAAAAAUAAAUACAGAACCGAAUACCUACUUCUAGAUCACUCUAAUAUGCCUGUCACAAACGAAAAUGCACUUUAUGUGAAUGCACGUAGGUCGUGAAAUUUAUCUGGUGAUGUAAAAUAGCAUAUUUCCUUGCACAAAUGUUUGUCAGAUUUUUCCGAACAUGCAUUUUAGAUAGAUUGAACAGAUUUAUUAGACCCCUUGGAAAACGGCUAGAUAGGGCUUGUUAUAGGAAUUCUCCAAUGAAAUAACAUGAUUUGAAAAUAUUUUACGUUGUAAUCAAUGUAUUUAAGAUAAUAAAUGAAUUAACUAUGAUA